This is a messenger RNA of Abrus precatorius (Indian licorice), 978 nucleotides long. Its product is annotated as MADS-box transcription factor PHERES 1-like. The record is from RefSeq and is a predicted model, not a curated record. The transcript has a single exon. Gene Ontology annotation, biological process: positive regulation of transcription by RNA polymerase II. Bases 1 to 978 code for a protein of 325 amino acids. Gene Ontology annotation, molecular function: protein dimerization activity; DNA-binding transcription factor activity, RNA polymerase II-specific; RNA polymerase II cis-regulatory region sequence-specific DNA binding. Lineage: Eukaryota; Viridiplantae; Streptophyta; Magnoliopsida; Fabales; Fabaceae.
AUGGGUCGUGCAAGAACAACAUUGAAACGCAUCUCAAAGGAGGGACUUCGAAAAUCAACUUUCAAGCAAAGAAAGAAGGGACUAAUGAAGAAAAUCUCUGAAUUUUGCACCAUGUGUGGAGCUGAAGCUUGCUUCAUUGUGUAUGAUGAUAACAAUGGUAAUGUUGAACCAAUGACAUGGCCUGAAGACCCAACAGUGGUACAUUCCAUGAUUGAAAAGUAUGAGAGUCAAAAGAAUGAGAAACCCCCCAAGACAUUCAACAUUGAAGACUUUUUUGAGAAUAGAAAGAACAUGCUUGAAGCUGAAAUUUCCAGGGUGAAGAAAGAGAUCACUAAGACCAAGUAUCCAACUAAGGAUCAAAGUUUUAGUAACCUUGGAGAGGAGCAAUUAAAGGCCUUCAUUGAUAUAUUGGAUGCUAAGAUUGGAGCAUGUGAUCGUAGAAUUAGCUUGUUGAAAAAUAUGCAUGAAAGUGAAGUCAUGCAAAAUAUGGCUCAAAAGGGUGCUACCUCCUCCCACCCAAGUCAACUCAAUUUAGUGCAAAACAUCAAUCAAAGCCAACUUAUCCCUACCCCUAUGAGGCAACUUAAUGAUACUAAUGGGAUGACAAAUUUUACCAAUUCAACAAUCCAAGUUCAUGGAGCUUGCUUUCAUAGAACUAACAUGUUGGCAAAUUUGCAACAAAGUGAUGCUUGUUUUAGUUUCAUGCCAAACAUGGCUCAAGAAAGUGUUCCCUCCUCACUUGGAAGCCAACUCAAUUGCAUGCAGAACAUCUCUACAAGCCAACACAACCUUGAAACUUUGAAGCCUUUAGAUUCAACUAAUAAACUCGGUGAAUCUAGUACGGACUUUGCUAAUCAAUUGGGUGAAUUUCAGCAUUGUGUUGAUGAACCUAUUGAGAUUGAUGAUUGGUUCAAUCAACUAGGUGGUGGUGAUCUUGAAUCUGUUUUGCAGAAUAUUCAUUUUCAAUCACAAAAUUAG